Silurus meridionalis is the source of this 1927-nucleotide messenger RNA. It is a transcript of the gene nudt4a, whose product is annotated as nudix (nucleoside diphosphate linked moiety X)-type motif 4a. Gene Ontology annotation, cellular component: cytoplasm; nucleus. Lineage: Eukaryota; Metazoa; Chordata; Actinopteri; Siluriformes; Siluridae. Gene Ontology annotation, biological process: diphosphoinositol polyphosphate metabolic process; diadenosine pentaphosphate catabolic process; diadenosine hexaphosphate catabolic process. Gene Ontology annotation, molecular function: bis(5'-adenosyl)-pentaphosphatase activity; bis(5'-adenosyl)-hexaphosphatase activity; diphosphoinositol-polyphosphate diphosphatase activity. The coding region runs from base 649 to 1227 and encodes 192 amino acids. The transcript has 5 exons. The record is from RefSeq and is a predicted model, not a curated record.
GGGUCGUGGAAAAAAUGCAUCCUUCCAUUUCCUGGCUUGUAAAUCGAGGCUGCUGGCUAGUGGGCUUUUCAUUCGAAUUUUAGCUUUACUUUAUUUUCGGUCUACGACGACGCGUCUGUCGGUCACGCGCUCAGCUCAGGCAGGUAGGUAUGAAAGCUGGAGCUAAACGAGAGACGGACGCUAGAUGGCGACAGAGAGACGCUGAUCGCUAUGUAAAGUCGGCGAGAUCGCGAGUCGCUGCUUUAAGUGAUUUAAUGUGGGCCGCUUCUCAGCGCCUUCUCCGACUUCCUCUCGCGCGUCUCCCGGUGCGCUGUUUCGAGCCUGUUCACGUUUCCGAAAGUCCGUUCUGUUCCAGCGCUCGUGCACGCGUCUGCGCAGUGCGUGCAGGAGGAAGAGCGAGUGCAGCGCGAGGAGCGCAGUCGGACAUGAUGCGCGCGGAGCUCAGACGUGAUCCACCAUGGUGAGCGCGAGACCCGGAGCGCGACGAUUUCUGUUCAGCGUGAAGCGCAAGAGAUGCGCCGUGCAUGAAGAACCCGGAGCGCUCGGGGCCGAGCUGGUUUUACUGGUCUGAGUGGGAAAGAAACUCAGCGGAAAUCUGCGUAGGAGAACUGCAGCAGGAACUAGGGUUUUUUUUUUUUCUUUCUUCUAAUGCUUAUGGAGAAUCUCAGCAAUCUGGAAUACAUGAUGAAGUUCAAGCCUAAUCAGACGAGGACGUACGACGGAGAAGGCUUUAAAAAACGGGCCGCGUGUUUGUGUUUUAAAAACGAACGGGAGGACGAGGUGUUGCUUGUGAGCAGUAGCCGGCACCCGGAUCAGUGGAUCGUUCCAGGAGGCGGAAUGGAGCCAGAGGAAGAGCCGGGUGGCACUGCUGUGAGAGAGGUCUAUGAAGAGGCUGGUGUAAGGGGAACACUCGGCAGAUUGCUGGGGGUAUUUGAGAACCUAGACAGCAAACAUCGAACGUACGUGUAUGUGCUUACUGUUACAGAGACACUGGAGGACUGGGAGGACUCUGUUAAUAUUGGUCGCAAGAGAAAGUGGUUUAAGAUCGACGAGGCGAUCCGGGUGCUGCAGUGCCAUAAGCCGGUCCAUGCAGAGUACCUGCGCAGACUCACACCUCGCUGUGGCUCCACCAACGGAAACACUCAAGAGCCAACAGGCCAAGCCGAUAACACACCUCUCCAUCAGACAACCUCACAUGACUGCAGUCUGCCCCGAUUACACAGAUAGAACUGCCAACAGGGGGCAGCUUUGGGCCACUUAAAAAAAAAAAAAAAAGGACCGGAAAGGACUAUUUUUGCAUGCAGCAUUUCUAUACAUAGUAGUUUUUUUUUCUAAUGUUGAAAAGCCAAAGGUCUCAAGACGUAAUGUGCCUUUGACUCAAAAGUUUAGCAGAUAGUGAUAAUGGAGUAUAUACUUUUUUUUCUUCCCUACAGCCGAACAAAGACGUGGUGGACUUGAGCUGUGAAUGAAGACUAUUGUAAAGAUCAUGGACAUUUGAGGAACCUUUGGAUGAACUUUUAAAUAAUUGAUCAAUUACUAAUGGAGCUUUAGUGUUAUUUAUUCAUAGGUUGCAGUGAUUUAACAUGUUUGACAUGAAGCUGAAGCGUCUUCGCAAUGGCCAAACUGUGCAAUACUUGAUGUAAAAAAAAAAAAAAAAAAAAAAACACAAUGAAAUUUCCCCCCAAAAAAUUAUGCAAUUCAUGGAUUUUCUUUAUUUCCUUUAAUAUGUCAACAAUAAUUUGAAAGAAAAGCUGAUUGUCUGUGGCAAAGUGUAUAACUCUGUAUCUAAACAAGUCAAUGCCCUGACAGGAUAACAGCAUGCAUUUUGAUGUAAUUUGGACAGUUUUAAAUCACCAUCCUUCUCACUAUAUUAUAGUACCUCUCUAUCAGUAAAACUAAAGAUAUUCUUAUUCUGUGACCUAUUGAA